CCAAACCAAACCAAACUCAGCGAAUAAUCCACGCGGGCCGCGCUCGGCGCUCGAUUAACGCAGCCUGCGCGAGCCCGGGACCCGGAUGCUCGGGCAGUAGCCAGCGGCAGCAGGCAGGAGUAGGAGGAGGACGAAGCAGAGGGGAGACGCAGGCCGCGUGUACCGUCUCUUACACCCCCUGCCACCCCGUCCGUCAGUGCCCUCCUCGCCUCUCAAGUGCAACAAGCCUCAGUCGGCUCGGUCAGCGCGACCAUAGCUCGUCCUCCUCCCACCCCAACCCACCCCGUAACGCGAAGAGGCGGAGCGGCGGCCGCACCGACUCAUGGCCGCGCUGGGCCGCCCGAGGAGGUGAUACCGCGGACCCGCGGGCAGAGCAACGAGCCCGGGCCCAGCGAUGAAGGUGCGAGCGCUGCAGCGGGAGAGCGCCUACCGCUGGUUUGGCGAGUUGGAUCCCGCUGGCCGCCUCGAAUUCCUGUGCGGCCUCCUGGACCUCCUGAACCCGUUGGAGCUGCGCUUCGCCGCCGCCUGCCUGGAGGAGCUCGCUCGCAAGGACCAGCACUCGCUCCGAGACGCCGAGCUCAGGGCCAACAGUGCCGCCGAGCUGCUCAACGGGGCGGCCCCCGGCGCGGGCCCUGGCGAGGCGACGGCCGCGCGAUCUGAUCUCGGGGACGCGGCGGUGCGAGGCCGCCUGCUCGUGUCCCUCGCGCUGCUGCGCUCCGAUAACAGGGAGGCGGCCAACGCGCUCUACAGGACGCUGGGACCCCCCAGGGACCCCCGCGGGAAUGGGGCUGCCCAAGCGGGCCAGGCGGGCCAAGCGGGCCAGGUUGGCGUUGAGGCCCAGGGCCUCCCGCAGACGCGGCGGGGCGCGGCCACCGGGCUCGCGAUGCUCCUGCCGUUUCGGGCCGCGCUGGCCUCCGGAGAGGCAGGCGCCAGGGCCGGCCAGGAGCUGGUGCUGUUGUACACCAUGGCCUCUAACCACCCGGCCUUCGCCUUCCACCACAAGCAGGCUUUCAGGCUCACGCUGCGAGAGCUGAGGAGGGCGCUGCGCCAGGCGAGGCGGGGAGACAGGGAGGUGCGUGGCCGCCCCAGGUUUUGGUGCCCCAAGAAUUCUAGGAAGUCGGAUCCUGAUGGCGAAGGCGUUGGCGUGGACAGAGAGGACCACUCGUCCGAUGGGGGCCCCGAAGGCCUGGAGCGGCUGCUCUAUAAAGGUAGCCGAGGUCGCUGUCCGGUGGCCAGUGGGGUGGGGCAUCUAGGGAGAGUGGAGGAAGAUUUCUCUGACCUUUCCAGCCAGGAGCAGGACGAAGCCAACACUUCGGUGUCAGGUGUUCAACAGGGACCAGAACUGCCAUCAUUUACUCCAUUCCGGCUUGCGAACAACAAGGAGUGUGUGCUGAGCCCUGCACCCGGCCAACUGACGCUGCCUCCCUGCAAAAACCAUUCGCUGCAACCCGCAGAGCCCUUUACGACUUCGGUGCACAAAACAGUACCCUCGGCCUAUGUCACACACUCAACCGUUUCCUUCAUGCACAGCGCCAAAGGAGGCACUGCGGCCUUGAAGCACGUGCCGAUAACAAACGUGCACUGUGCGGGCCUCGUUCACCCUGCCACGCCCUCUGCGUACUCCUUCCCAAGAGCGCCGUCCGUUCAGAGCACGGCUCACACAGGGCUUUCCGUCGAGUGCCUUUCAAUCGCGGCCACCAGCCCCGCUAGUUCCCCCGCGUCCUUGGCGCACCCAACCCUGUCCGUCGGUAACUCCGUGCCAGUGAUGUCGUGCGUCCUCUCUCCUCAAGCCGCGUCACCCUCACCGCACGCGACCCACUCGCUGUUCUUGCACCGCUAUCCGCCCCCGUCCUCGCAGCACCUGCAUCCCGUGGCCUUGCCCGGUCAGCCACGAUCGCCUCGCGAUGACCUUCCCAACCACGAUGUGGCGGCCCACCCCUUGCGGACCACCACGUCGUCACCGGUGUGCACGGGUAAUUCUACGGUGGCGACGGCUAUGACCGCCGACUGGCCGCUGCAAAGAACGGGCUCUCCGCACUCCCCAUUGCCACAGCGCCAGCAACCGGUGCAGUUGCCGGUGGCAGUGUGGCACGGUUCGGAGUCUCCUGCGCACGCCCUGCGCUUGCUGCCUCACGCGGUCAGCCCGGCUCCGCCGGAUCGUUCUGUUGACGCCGAGCUGUCGAAUCAAGCACUGGCAGUGCAGGCGUUGAACCUGCACACGUGGCUCAAGCAGAUACACCUGCACAAGUCGUACCCGGCGUUGCGUCACCUCUCGCUCAGCCAGGUGCUGAAUCUCAGCGCUGAGGAUGUGGAGAGGAUGGACAGUUUGACCAUCCGGGCGCGAAACAAACUCAUUCACUACAUACAGAGGGAGAGGGAAGAAAUAGAGGCACGGACUCACGCACCUCAGGAAGCCGUUUCCCAGGGAGACUCGGCUCCGCUGGAGGGCAGAGACUUUGCUUCUGAUUCCAGCUGCGCUGUGGAAGAAAAUGAGGCUGUCAGAAGGGACAUGUCCUGGCAAGUGACGACCCAAGUGCUGCCUACACAGACGCACUUCCAUCCGGUUUCCAUAGCGAUGCCCUUCAGCCCCACGGUACCGCCUACAUUCUCGGCGGCGUCGCUCUAUGGCACGAUGGGCGUCCACCCGAUGCCCAUGGUCCAGGCGUAUGACCCGUCCUUGACGUCCUACUCGGGCCCUGCAGGCGUCUCCUACAGCUUGAAGCCCUCCGAAGCCAUUCCGGUCGCCGCCCAUUUCACCGCGUCUCCGAAUAUGUCCAUUGCUACCACCAACCACAUGGGAUCUGCGACACCAUACAAUGUCGCGUAUUACAACUCUGUGCAUCAUCCUGUGCCGGUGAACCACCUCACGUCUAACUCUCCGUCGGUCAUGGCGUCUAUGCAUCAGCCCGUUGGGGUAGCAACGGCGUUCUCCCCCCUCCACGCUCCCAUUGUGUUGCCGUACAACCCCACGGCCGCGUCAGUGCCUUUUUGCCAUGCGUCCGUCAGCGGCAUUCCCGUGGGCACCGUCGCUUCUGCCUGCUCGGCCCCAUCAAGCCCCACGCCGCCCCUCCACGGUCCCCGGCUGGAGACGAGGUCAGGGCCAUCCCUGGUCAAAAACCGUCCUGGUCCGUCGGGAAAAACGUCGCAUGGGAACGCAAAGGGUGCGAUAAAACUGGAUGUUGUGGUCGCUCCCGACGGCCUACUUGCAGAGGUCACGCCGACAUCAUCAAGUUUCAGGAUGGGCAGCACCAACAUGUCCACUCCGAUGUAUGCGACGUCUUCGGCUGUGGCGACCUCGCCGUACAUUUUCACGGCGUCCAAAGUGAAAAGCUGCUCCGUGACCGAUUCCGCCGCUCACCCGUCAUGUUCUCCCUUGCACAGCUGCCAUUCCGCCUCGGCACACAGGGAGCCAAGCUGCGCGCCGUCCCCUGUGGUGACCAGCUCUCGAGCACCGGCGCACGGCCCUAGCAGAGUGCGAUCGAGGAGACCCGCGACUUUUUCGGAGGGAUCCUCCCAAACCCACGCUGACCAUCAGUGCAACUCGUUAGAUGGUAACUCUGCACCCUCCAGUAUCAAACCACCGGUGUCAAGCUCUCAGAGCCAGUUCUUGAUUGGCAUCAACUCUUCCCACGUUAUUCAGCUGAACACACAACCUACGCCAUAUGUUAGCAACGAUAGGAUGGCUGUCGCUCCGACUUCUGCGUUGAAUUGCCACGUUUCCGGUGCCACGAGCGCAAACACGCAUCUGGGCUCGAAUCCGACAACCGUCACUACGCGCAGCACCUGCAGCCCCGGCUCGUCUGGUGGCCGGAUGGAGAAGAGGGGGCCAGGUGCGCACGAGCAUCACAAGGGCAGCGACGACACGUCAGUCUGUGGCACACACAAAGCACCGCUAGAAAGGAGCGCGAGCGCCGCUUACGAGUCGUGGGAAAGGGCUUUCGAUGGAGAUGGGCGGGCGCUGUCACUGGAGCUGAGCGAUGGAAACGACAGUGCCACCAACAAUCCCGGCGAGGGCAGAGUCUAUGACCGUGGGGCGGGAGCGGGCACCGGCGAGGACGUCGACGACAUUGAGGAGGCCGCACAGUACGAUGUUGUGAAACCCGAAUGCUACGAAUCCGGCGGUGGCGUCGCUUUUGUAACCGACGAGAGUGCGGCGUACGGCCCGGAGGAGAGCGCAUGCUACGAGAUCGGCGAGGACGUCGAAUGCGGUGCUGACCUGCCGUCUCUCGCUGCCCGCUCGCUCUCGGGCUGCGGGAUGUGCGGCUGUAACGGUAGCUGCAGCGGCAGCACUUCCAGCGCCGAGGCCGGCGAGCCACCGCUGCCGCCCUCCGUUGCGUCGACAGCUUUCGGUUACCCCAACUACUACCAGAACACCAUGCCACCCGGCAACACUUACGCGUUUCAGCACUACACGCUGUCCCUAGGCGUGUCCGGGAGCUACCUGGCGCCACCGCGGUACGGUCUGCAGUACCCGUACUACCACCCGUCGCCUGCCGGGUCCCAGCACCAGUCCAUGCAGGCGUACGGCACCAUGGUGCCGCCGCCGCCGCGGGAGAUGGUGGGCGACGGGCAGCAGACGGGCGCGGUGUUCGUGGCAGGGGGUGUGGGACCCCGACACCCGGCCGCACUGCCGCCACUGCAACAUCGCAAGCCGCCCAUCCCGUCGUGCUUCAACUGCGGCGUGAGCGGCCACCAGGCCCCCGAGUGCACUCAGCCAAGCAUGGAUUCCAACCAGCCUGCGACGUUCAGGUUUCGUUACUCCACUCACGCAGACGGCCUGGAUACAGUGGAUUGACGGACGGAGUGGGGGCCCGCGGAUUGAUGAACCCCUCGCGCCUCUCCCCCGCCACCCUGCUCACCAACUUGCCUUGACGUGGUUUGCCCACUUUCCCAAAAGUGGCCACUACCUGACCGACAUGCGCACAGAAAGAAAGUGGUCGUUUUACCGUGCGACUUGCAUGCCUCCCGGGGGGCGCUUUGAUUGCCAGGUAUGCUUUAUGUAAAUAAGUAAAAAAGUUAAAAUUGAAAUGAGAGCAUAUGAAACUGCCGACUUUUUUUAAUUGGUGCAUAGUCCAUCACUGCAAGCAAUACUACUUGAGGCAUCCUUAGAAUUUAGCAGGAACAAAAAUUGUUUAUUUUAUUUUCUGCAUUUACAAACAAAUUUUGUUUAAGCCUACUGAUGCAAAUUGCACUCUAAAUUAAGAAUCAACAAUCGACAGGGGGGUGAGGUUAAAAGUUAUGUUCUUAAAAAUUGCAUUCUCAGCGUCGAUCAAAUGCCCUCAUAUCCCUGCUAUCGGGCAGCGCUUAUACAGGCCCUCAGAGGAAACACUGUUUGUGUAAACCAAGGCUGCCUGACCACGGUCCAUUCAGGAAAAAUAAAUAUAGCUGGCGUAUACUUCAGUCCAGCCUGUCUACAGCAUUGAAGUUGGGUUUUUCAUCCAGGCUUUGACACUUCCAACAUGCAGCUUUCUGAACGUUAUUGUUCUUUUUCCUGUGUUUUGUUUUGCAUCCUACUUACCUGUUAAGUGGGGUGGAGAGCAAGUGUUGAUUUUAAGUUACAUUUCCAUUGUGUUAUAAGGCCAGUUUACAUACCACAUUUUUUUUUCAGCUGAACUCUCGAGGCUUUUUAUUCCGUGGGUAUUUUGGGUUUAGCUUGAAGCGGGGACGACUGUUAAGUGUGUAUCCGGUGGGGGGAGAAGUGUUCACAUUUACAAAUCUCGAUGCAGGUUCUGAUACAGAAUGAGACGAUCGCCGUCGUUAGCAGAUUAAUGCAGCUGUGCGAAUUGCGUCGGCGCAGGAGGUAGAGGCCACGCUAUUGGCAGUAGAGUAGACAUUGUUUAAAUUAAACGUCAUAUUUGAUUUGCGCAUGCUUAUUUUAAUCGUUGGUAUUUCAUUGCAGCUGUGUUGUGUAAUGUAGCUCGCAGGGAGCGUGCGAGCAUAGGACAGGCCUCCAGAUCCCAAAACGACCUCAAGCUUCGCGCUGUUUUAACAGCAGCGCUGUGGGCACACGGCGCCAAUGCAAAUACGGCUGCUGCAUACACAUGCGGACAACCAGGCGCAAGUCUCGCUGCAAGCGAUUCCACCAUGACAUCUCAGCGUUUGCAGACGUAAUCUGUUAAAAUCAAAACGAGUUUGAGUGCUUAAACUAUAAUAUGCUCGUAAUUUUAGUCUAUUCUCUCAGCUGCUGGAAACAUUUGGGUCAUACAUUAACGUUUCUAUUUUUUAUUUAGAGCUUGUAAUUCAUUAUGCUUUAGGCAAUAUAUAGCUUCUCAUACAGAAUAAAUUUGUACAUGUCUGAAAAGACAUUUAAUUAAUUGUUCUAAAGCCAAAACAAUCUUAACUUAGAAUUUUGAAGCCUGAAUACAUACAGUGAGGGAAAAAGUAUUUGAUCCCCUGCUGAUUUUGUACGUUUGCCCACUGA
Molecule: messenger RNA, 6421 nt
Organism: Petromyzon marinus (sea lamprey)
Lineage: Eukaryota; Metazoa; Chordata; Hyperoartia; Petromyzontiformes; Petromyzontidae
Molecular function (GO): nucleic acid binding; zinc ion binding
Source: RefSeq, a predicted model, not a curated record